UUAUUGUUGAAUACCACUUUUCGUAUCAAAAUGAUUACGAUUCCAAAACUAUUGUUUCUGUGCUUGGAAAUAUCUAUUUCGCUUGCAUAUCGACCAGUCUUCAUUUACCAUGGCAUUCUUACCGGUGCAGAUAGCAUGCAUCACCUAGUGAGCCGGAUCCAAGAGGUUCACCCGGAAACCGCAGUGUACAAUUUUCAGCGUUUCGGUGGAUGGUCCAGCCUUGAAAAUGCGUGGCACCAGGUGUUUGAAGCAAACACCAACCUGCGCUCCAUUUGCACUGCCCAUCCGGAGGGAAUCAACAUGAUCGGAUACUCUCAAGGAGGCCUCCUUGGCCGGGCAGUAUUGCAGACAUACCCGGAUCAUUGCGUGAAAACGUUUAUUUCUCUAAGCUCACCACAGGCAGGCCAAUUCGGAGAUGAUUUCUUGCAUUUAAUAUUUCCCUCCUUGGUCGCUAAAACCGCAUAUCAGCUGUUUUACACGUACCUUGGACAGCACACCUCCGUCGGCAACUACUGGAACGAUCCGCACCAUCAGGAUCUGUUUGAAGAGUACAGCAUUUUUCUACCAUACAUCAACAAUCGCAUCUAUUCAACGAAUUCAACGCAAUUCCGCGACACGCUGAUGCGUCUCGAUCGGCUGGUGCUCGUCGGCGGCCCGGACGAUGGCGUCAUCACGCCGUGGCAGUCUAGUCAUUUCAGUUUUUACAACGAAACAUACGACGUGGUGCCGUUGCAGGAAAGCACCAUCUAUACCGAGGAUCUGAUCGGACUGAAAACGCUGGCCGACAGUGGUCGGUUGCACGUGAUUACUCGAGAAGGCGUGUAUCAUUAUGAGUGGCAUCGGUCGGAUGAUGUGAUCGAUAGCGUCAUAAUGCCGUAUCUAGAUUGAUCAUAAUGUUAUCAACUAAAGUUUUUUAGGAAGCGUAUGCAAAAUAACAUUUAGUGUUCCGACAAUACACUGUUUUCCAUCUCAUCAGGCACGGAACUAGUGAGGUAAGUACCGGUUACCAUGGUUACACUAGUCCGUGCAAUCGAUAGACUGAAUCACAAUUCUUCUUUGAGUAAAAUAUAGACAGAGCUUUAAAUUAACUUAUUCAUAAAGUAUUACAUCGACAGUCAACCAUGGCAGCUUAAUAAUAGCCUUCGUUGGGAUUAUUGUAGAAAAUAUUUAUGAAGAAAUUGUUAUACUACGUUUGCCAUCAAGUACCACCCAUCGAUCAGUUUCAGAUUAUUUCAGGAGCUUUGCAACGAGGAUUCCACCAUAUUUGAAUGUAAUCAGCAAUGCCUGCUAAAGAGAGCGAAGUUAAACUGAUAGCUAAGGAUUGAAAGCAAAAUUGGAGAUACCUGGGAAGGUUUUAAGUAAAUAGCCUUGAAGAAUUGAAACCAUUUUCCGAUAAGUUUAACAACACCCUUCUUUGCAAGCUUCUGCACUGAAAACGUUAUAGUAAGCUUCCCUAUAUUUUGUUCAAGAGAGUGUCUCGUAAACCAUGCCAAGACAUGUUUUAAAUGUAGAAAACGACCUUCAGAACAUAUCAAAAAAGCAUCCACAGUUAGCAUACCAUAGAAAACCUCUCGAUUAUCGUAUGGUUUCAGUGUAUAUUAGGAACAUUUUGUGUAACGAUUGCAUCGCAUGGAUAUUACGUAGGUUUAGUAGGGUGCUAGCUUUAAAGUUGUGUCGUUAAACAAACGUAAUUUUGUUCUAUUGACACGGUUUUACAAUGGGUCAGUUACGCCAAUUAUGAUUGACUGAAGUUCGGCAGGUUAGUUUUAAGUACACGCGUGAUACCUACUUCCCACUACUGAAAAAUGCAAUAAAAUGUGAU
Anopheles coustani is the source of this 1822-nucleotide messenger RNA. RefSeq names its product lysosomal thioesterase PPT2 homolog (gene Ppt2). Bases 31 to 888 code for a protein of 285 amino acids. The transcript has 3 exons. Gene Ontology annotation, cellular component: lysosome. Gene Ontology annotation, molecular function: thiolester hydrolase activity. Lineage: Eukaryota; Metazoa; Arthropoda; Insecta; Diptera; Culicidae. The record is from RefSeq and is a predicted model, not a curated record.